This is a messenger RNA of Felis catus (domestic cat), 718 nucleotides long. RefSeq names its product Jupiter microtubule associated homolog 1 (gene JPT1). Gene Ontology annotation, cellular component: nucleus. The transcript has 5 exons. The record is from RefSeq and is a predicted model, not a curated record. NCBI's taxonomy places the organism in Eukaryota, Metazoa, Chordata, Mammalia, Carnivora, Felidae. Bases 135 to 599 code for a protein of 154 amino acids.
UGCGGCCCGUGAGGCAGGCGGUGGCGGAGGCUCCUGCAGCGGUUGCUGGCGUUGCGGUGCGGAGCUGCUCUGCGCCCCUCGGACCCGACCUCAGCACUCUGCUCCCACGUCAGCCUACCUCGCUCCUCGGCACCAUGACCACCACCACCACCUUCAAGGGAGUCGACCCCAACAGCAGGAAUAGCUCUCGGGUUUUGCGGCCUCCAGGUGGUGGAUCCAAUUUUUCAUUAGGCUUUGAUGAACCAACAGAACAACCCGUGAGGAGGAACAAAAUGGCCUCUAGCAUCUUUGGGACACCUGAGGAAAACCCCCCUUCAUGGGCCAAGUCAGCAGGUGCCAAGUCUAGUGGUGGCAGAGAGGAUUCUGAGUCAUCUGGACCCCAGAGAAGGAACUCUUCUGAAGCAAACUCUGGAGACUUCUUAGAUCUGAAGGGAGAAGGCGACAUUCAUGAAAACGUGGACACAGAUUUGCAGGCCAGCCUGGGGCAGAGCGAGGAGAAGCCCGUGCCCGCUGCCCCCGUGCCCAGCCCGGUGGCCCCGGCCCCAGCGCCGUCCCGAAGAAAUCCCCCUGGCGGCAAGUCCAGCCUCGUCCUGGGUUAGCUCUGACUCUCUUGAACUCUGUCGUUUUAUUUGUUUGUUUUCUCCAUGCUUGUGAACUGCACAACUUGAGCCUGACUGUACAUCUUUUGGAUUUGUUUCAUUAAAAAAGAAGCACUUUA